Molecule: messenger RNA, 453 nt
Organism: Acaulospora colombiana
Lineage: Eukaryota; Fungi; Glomeromycota; Glomeromycetes; Diversisporales; Acaulosporaceae
Source: the annotation of a GenBank genome assembly
AUGGCUGACGAAGUAGAGUUCAAGUUCCAGUCUCCACUUGCACUCGAUAGUUCGAUGUUGUGUCUUCAGAUCAUCAUGCACACCAGUUCAGUGCUAUACAAGUACGGGAAAACCAGAUACGAGAUCAAUGAAAAUUUGGAUGUAAAUGAGUGUGAUGAUACGAGAGUAAGGAGCAAUCCAAGAAAUGGACAAGAAGGGAUAUUCAACGAAGGGAGUGUGGUGGAUUACGAGAAACCAGCGGAUCAAGAAAGAAGAGACGCUUUCGAAACGUCCUCUGUUAUCGCCAAGAUGUUUGAUAGAGAUUAUACAUCCAAUACGAGCUAUGUGGGUAAAGGAGAAGGGCCGAGGGUUCGAAUCCGAGAAUCGGUUGACAUAUUGACGGUGUAUGUCGAUGAUUUGGCUUUCGCGAAGAGAACAACCAGAUUUGCUAGCAUGGAUGAGCCACCGGCAUAG